Messenger RNA from Auxenochlorella protothecoides, 1971 nucleotides. RefSeq names its product Quinolinate synthase A. Gene Ontology annotation, cellular component: chloroplast. Lineage: Eukaryota; Viridiplantae; Chlorophyta; Trebouxiophyceae; Chlorellales; Chlorellaceae. Gene Ontology annotation, biological process: 'de novo' NAD+ biosynthetic process from L-aspartate. Gene Ontology annotation, molecular function: quinolinate synthetase A activity; 4 iron, 4 sulfur cluster binding. Bases 1 to 1971 code for a protein of 656 amino acids. The transcript is spliced from 4 exons. The record is from RefSeq and is a predicted model, not a curated record.
AUGUGCCCCCGCCUGCCCCUGGGUCUGCAGCGCUCCAGACUCCCGCAGAGAGCGACCGUGGCCGCCCCCCGCCCCGGCUUUGCCGACCUGAUGGCCGCGUUCGAAGCCGCGCCCAACGACCGCGCGCGGUCGGCACUGCUGCUGGACGUCGCGCGGCGUGUGUCCCCACUGGACGCCGCGGACCGCACCGACGCCAACCGCGUGCUGGGCUGCACCGCCCAGGUCUGGCUGGCGUCGAGCGUGGAGCCGGGGACCGGCGCGCUGCGCCUGCGCGCCGGCGCCGACUCCGCGCUGCACGCCGGCCUUGCCAACGUGGUCCUCUCCGCGCUGGACGGCCUGGCCCCCGAGGCCGUGCUCGCCUUCGACGCCUCGGCCCUGGCCGCGCUGGGCGCGCGCUGGGGCUCGCUCACCGCCUCGCGCACCAAUGGCCUGGCGGCGCUGCUGGGCGCGGCGCGCGCUGCGGCCUCGCGCGCGCUGGGUCACCCCGCCUUCCCCUCGCUGCUGGUGUCGGCGCGCGGCGUGGCCGCGCGCGGCGCCUACGCGGAGGCCCAGGCCGCCUACCUGGACCCGGCCCCGGAGGCGGUCCAGGCUCUGGCCGACGCGCUGGCCGCCUCGCGCGUCGGCGUGGUGGCUCACUUCUACAUGGACCCGGAGGUGCAGGGCGUGCUGGCGGCCGCGGCGCGCGCCUGGCCCCAUAUCGCCAUCUCCGACUCGCUGGUCAUGGCCGACCGCGCGGUGGCCAUGGCCCGCGCUGGCUGCCGGGCCGUGGCGGUGCUGGGCGUCGACUUCAUGGCCGAGAACGUGCGCGCCAUGCUGGACGAGGCCGGGCACCAGGAUGUGCGCGUUCUGCGUAUGGACGCCGGCGCCAUCGGCUGCUCGCUGGCCGAGGCCGCGGAGGGCGCCGCCUACUCCGCCUUCCUGGCGCGCGCCGCCGCGCACCCCUCCCCUGCGCUGCACGUGGUUUACAUCAACACCAGCCUGCGCACCAAGGCCCGCGCGCAGGCCGCCGUGCCCACGCUCACCUGCACCUCCUCCAACGUCGUGGCCUCGGUGCUGGGCGCCUUCGCCGCCGUUCCCGGCGUGCACGUCUGGUACGGCCCCGACGCCUACAUGGGCCGAAACGUGCGCGCGCUGCUGGCCGUGCUGGCCGCGGGCCCGGACGAGGCGGUGCGCGCGGUGCAUGCGCAGCACAGCGCGCGCAGCGUGGCCGACGCCCUGCCCCGCUUCCACUCCUUCCAGGACGGCAUGUGCGUCGUCCACCACAUGUUUGGCGCGGGGGUGUGCCAGCGCGUGGCAGCCGACUACGGCGACGCCUACCUGGCCGCGCACUUCGAGGUGCCGGGAGAGAUGUUCGAGCUGGCGCUGGCCGCCUCGCGCCGCGGCGCGGGCGUGGUGGGGUCCACCUCCAACAUCCUCGACUUCAUCGUUGCCAAGGUGCGCGAAGAGGCGGCCGCCGCCGAGCCGCGACCCAAGCUCCAGUUCGUGCUGGGCACCGAGACGGGCAUGGUCACGGCCAUCGUGCGCGCUGUGCGCGCUGAGCUGGAGCGCCUGCCCGGCCUGGGCGAGCUCCAGGUGGAGAUCGUGUUCCCGGUCUCCCCUGAUGCCAUCACCACGCCGGAGCAGGAGCGGGGCGCGGGGUCAGCGUCCCUGACGCUGCCCGGGGGCGUGUCGCUGAUCCCGGGCCCGGCGGGCGGGGAGGGCUGCUCCUCCUCUGGCGGCUGCGCCUCCUGCCCCUACAUGAAGAUGAACACGCUGAGCGCGCUCCUGGACGUCUGCUCCGCGCUGCGCGACCCGGCGCGUGAGGCGCAGCUGGCACGCCACGAGCCUGUGCCCUACACCGAGAAGGUGGCGGGGCGCAGCGUGGCCUCGCUGGGCUGCGAGACCAUCCUGCACAUGCGCGACUUCCAGAAGGAAGGCAGGCUGUCGGAGCGCCUGGUCGCGGACGUCCUGGCGCGCAAGCGCCGCGCCUGA